AUGGAUGAUGAUGAUGAUGAUGAUGAUGAUGAUGAUGAUGAUGAUGAUGAUGAUGAUGAUGAUGAUGAUGAUGAUGAUGAUGAUGAUGAUGAUGAUGAUGAUGAUGAUGAUGAUGAUGAUGAUGAUGAUGAUGAUGAUGAUGAUGAUGAUGAUGAUGAUGAUGAUGAUGAUGAUGAUGAUGAUGAUGAUGAUGAUGAUGAUGAUGAUGAUGAUGAUGAUGAUGAUGAUGAUGAUGAUGAUGAUGAUGAUGAUGAUGAUGAUGAUGAUGAUGAUGAUGAUGAUGAUGAUGAUGAUGAUGAUGAUGAUGAUGAUGAUGAUGAUGAUGAUGAUGAUGAUGAUGAUGAUGAUGAUGAUGAUGAUGAUGAUGAUGAUGAUGAUGAUGAUGAUGAUGAUGAUGAUGAUGAUGAUGAUGAUGAUGAUGAUGAUGAUGAUGAUGAUGAUGAUGAUGAUGAUGAUGAUGAUGAUGAUGAUGAUGAUGAUGAUGAUGAUGAUGAUGAUGAUGAUGAUGAUGAUGAUGAUGAUGAUGAUGAUGAUGAUGAUGAUGAUGAUGAUGAUGAUGAUGAUGAUGAUGAUGAUGAUGAUGAUGAUGAUGAUGAUGAUGAUGAUGAUGAUGAUGAUGAUGAUGAUGAUGAUGAUGAUGAUGAUGAUGAUGAUGAUGAUGAUGAUGAUGAUGAUGAUGAUGAUGAUGAUGAUGAUGAUGAUGAUGAUGAUGAUGAUGAUGAUGAUGAUGAUGAUGAUGAUGAUGAUGAUGAUGAUGAUGAUGAUGAUGAUGAUGAUGAUGAUGAUGAUGAUGAUGAUGAUGAUGAUGAUGAUGAUGAUGAUGAUGAUGAUGAUGAUGAUGAUGAUGAUGAUGAUGAUGAUGAUGAUGAUGAUGAUGAUGAUGAUGAUGAUGAUGAUGAUGAUGAUGAUGAUGAUGAUGAUGAUGAUGAUGAUGAUGAUGAUGAUGAUGAUGAUGAUGAUGAUGAUGAUGAUGAUGAUGAUGAUGAUGAUGAUGAUGAUGAUGAUGAUGAUGAUGAUGAUGAUGAUGAUGAUGAUGAUGAUGAUGAUGAUGAUGAUGAUGAUGAUGAUGAUGAUGAUGAUGAUGAUGAUGAUGAUGAUGAUGAUGAUGAUGAUGAUGAUGAUGAUGAUGAUGAUGAUGAUGAUGAUGAUGAUGAUGAUGAUGAUGAUGAUGAUGAUGAUGAUGAUGAUGAUGAUGAUGAUGAUGAUGAUGAUGAUGAUGAUGAUGAUGAUGAUGAUGAUGAUGAUGAUGAUGAUGAUGAUGAUGAUGAUGAUGAUGAUGAUGAUGAUGAUGAUGAUGAUGAUGAUGAUGAUGAUGAUGAUGAUGAUGAUGAUGAUGAUGAUGAUGAUGAUGAUGAUGAUGAUGAUGAUGAUGAUGAUGAUGAUGAUGAUGAUGAUGAUGAUGAUGAUGAUGAUGAUGAUGAUGAUGAUGAUGAUGAUGAUGAUGAUGAUGAUGAUGAUGAUGAUGAUGAUGAUGAUGAUGAUGAUGAUGAUGAUGAUGAUGAUGAUGAUGAUGAUGAUGAUGAUGAUGAUGAUGAUGAUGAUGAUGAUGAUGAUGAUGAUGAUGAUGAUGAUGAUGAUGAUGAUGAUGAUGAUGAUGAUGAUGAUGAUGAUGAUGAUGAUGAUGAUGAUGAUGAUGAUGAUGAUGAUGAUGAUGAUGAUGAUGAUGAUGAUGAUGAUGAUGAUGAUGAUGAUGAUGAUGAUGAUGAUGAUGAUGAUGAUGAUGAUGAUGAUGAUGAUGAUGAUGAUGAUGAUGAUGAUGAUGAUGAUGAUGAUGAUGAUGAUGAUGAUGAUGAUGAUGAUGAUGAUGAUGAUGAUGAUGAUGAUGAUGAUGAUGAUGAUGAUGAUGAUGAUGAUGAUGAUGAUGAUGAUGAUGAUGAUGAUGAUGAUGAUGAUGAUGAUGAUGAUGAUGAUGAUGAUGAUGAUGAUGAUGAUGAUGAUGAUGAUGAUGAUGAUGAUGAUGAUGAUGAUGAUGAUGAUGAUGAUGAUGAUGAUGAUGAUGAUGAUGAUGAUGAUGAUGAUGAUGAUGAUGAUGAUGAUGAUGAUGAUGAUGAUGAUGAUGAUGAUGAUGAUGAUGAUGAUGAUGAUGAUGAUGAUGAUAUGAUGAUGAUGAUGAUGAUGAUGAUGAUGAUGAUGAUGAUGAUGAUGAUGAUGAUGAUGAUGAUGAUGAUGAUGAUGAUGAUGAUGAUGAUGAUGAUGAUGAUGAUGAUGAUGAUGAUGAUGAUGAUGAUGAUGCUGAUGAUGAUGAUGAUGAUGAUGAUGAUGAUGAUGAUGAUGAUGAUGAUGAUGAUGAUGAUGAUGAUGAUGAUGCUGAUGAUGAUGCUGAUGAUGAUGAUGAUGAUGAUGAUGAUGAUGAUGAUGAUGACUGAUGAUGAUGAUGAUGAUGAUGAUGAUGAUGAUGAUGAUGAUGAUGAUGAUGCUGAUGAUGAUGAUGAUGAUGAUGAUGAUGAUGAUGAUGAUGAUGAUGAUGAUGAUGAUGAUGAUGAUGAUGAUGAUGAUGAUGAUGAUGAUGAUGAUGAUGAUGAUGAUGAUGAUGAUGAUGAUGAUGCUGAUGAUGAUGAUGAUGAUGAUGAUGAUGAUGAUGAUGAUGAUGAUGAUGAUGAUGAUGAUGAUGAUGAUGAUGAUGAUGAUGAUAUGAUGGAUGAUGAUGAUGAUGAUGAUGAUGAUGAUGAUGAUGAUGAUGAUGAUGAUGAUGAUGAUGAUGAUGAUGAUGAUGAUGAUGAUGAUGAUGAUGAUGAUGAUGAUGAUGAUGAUGAUGAUGAUGAUGAUGAUGAUGAUGAUGAUGAUGAUGAUGAUGAUGAUGAUGAUGAUGAUGAUGAUGAGAUGAUGAUGAGAUGA
This is a messenger RNA of Schistosoma intercalatum, 2835 nucleotides long. NCBI's taxonomy places the organism in Eukaryota, Metazoa, Platyhelminthes, Trematoda, Strigeidida, Schistosomatidae. The record is from the annotation of a GenBank genome assembly.